Molecule: messenger RNA, 738 nt
Organism: Tarenaya hassleriana
Lineage: Eukaryota; Viridiplantae; Streptophyta; Magnoliopsida; Brassicales; Cleomaceae
Product: glycine cleavage system H protein 3, mitochondrial
Exons: 4
Coding region: 119-616 (165 amino acids)
Biological process (GO): glycine decarboxylation via glycine cleavage system; protein lipoylation
Cellular component (GO): glycine cleavage complex; mitochondrion; cytoplasm
Source: RefSeq, a predicted model, not a curated record
GAUAAAACACCCAACGAAAACUUCAAGACCCUCCUUCCAUUUUUUUUUGCUCCUUUUAGGAAAUCCAUAACCAAAACACCCCUCAUUCAAUCAACCAAAAAACACACCACACAGAAAAAUGGCGCUGAGGAUGUGGGCUUCUUCUACAGCUAACGCUCUCAAGCUCUCUUGUGCAUCCAAAUCCAGCCUCUCUCCUGCUUUCUCCGUCUCCAGGUGCUUCUCCACAGUGUUGGAGGGACUGAAGUAUGCAAAUUCACACGAGUGGGUGAAACAUGAAGGCUCUGUGGCUACCAUUGGCAUCACUGACCAUGCCCAGGACCAUCUAGGUGAAGUGGUGUUUGUGGAGCUGCCAGAUGAAAAGAGUUCAGUGAACAAAGACAAACCCUUUGGAGCAGUGGAGAGUGUUAAAGCCACAAGUGAAAUCAUUUCCCCAAUCUCCGGUGAAGUCAUUGAAAUCAACACAAAACUCGGCGACUCACCUGGCUUGAUCAACUCAAGCCCCUAUGAAGAUGGUUGGAUGAUCAAAGUGAAGCCAAGCAGUCCCUCGGAGUUGGAAUCCUUGAUGGGUCCAAAGGAGUACACCAAAUUCUGCGAGGAAGAAGAUGCUUCUCACUAGGAUUUCUCCAGUCUUUUACCUUCCCAAUGCCCUAAAAAGAAGACAAAUAUGAAAAUGAGAAAAAAAACACGCACUGGUUGAUUACAAGUUCAAUCUAUCAAUUCUCAUGUUUCUUUCCUUUC